Molecule: messenger RNA, 1401 nt
Organism: Grosmannia clavigera kw1407
Lineage: Eukaryota; Fungi; Ascomycota; Sordariomycetes; Ophiostomatales; Ophiostomataceae
Product: pantothenate transporter liz1
Exons: 9
Coding region: 1-1401 (466 amino acids)
Biological process (GO): pantothenate import across plasma membrane
Cellular component (GO): plasma membrane
Molecular function (GO): pantothenate transmembrane transporter activity
Source: RefSeq, a predicted model, not a curated record
AUGGAUUCCAAGCUUGUCAACAAGUGGUGCCGUAUGGUGUACGGAAAGGACCUGAAGGCUGGAAAGCUGGUCCUGAAGAUCGACCUUCUUGUCAUGACCUACAUCGGUCCAACUACUCCAAUGCCUACGAAGAAGGAUCUUCAUUUCCAUGGCAAGCAGUACAACAUGGGAAACACAAUUUUCCUAAUUGGAUACACCGUCGGCCAAAUUCCCUCUAACAUCGCACUCACGUACAUCCGUCCCCGGUAUUGGUUCACUGCCAUGCAGACCUGCUGGGCCGUCAUCUGCCUUGCACAGUACUCUGCCAAGAACGUCAAGACCGUUUUUGCUCUCCGCUUCCUGAUGGGUCUUUUCGAGUCCAGCACUUUUGUCGGAACCCACGCUAUCCUCGGUUCCUGGUACACGCCCAAGGAGAUCGGCAAGCGCUCGGCUAUGUUUGUCAGUGCUGCCCAGGUCGGCUCAAUCCUGUCUGGUCUGAUCCAAGGCGGUCUCUACAGGCACAUGAACGGCAGAAACGGUCUGAAGGGCUGGCAAUGGCUUUUCAUCAUCGAUUUCAUUGUCAGCAUGCCAAGCAUCAUCUAUGGCUUCUUCUUCUUUCCUGAUUUCCCGCACAACACGACCUGCUUCUGGUUCUCGGAGGAAGACAAGCAGCUUGCCAAGGCCCGCCUGCCAAAUGCCCAGGUCCAUGAAGUUCAGUGGCGCAGCACGGCUACAUGGAAGCGUAUCGCCACAAGUUGGCACACCUAUAUGUUCCCCAUUCUCUUCACUCUCUAUGGAACCGGUCUCCAAAUUACCGGCAAUAACGUCAUGCCCUUCUUCAUGGAGAAGCAUGGCGAUAAAAAGGUCGAGCAUUUGAACUACUACCCAACCGGAAUGACCGCAACGGGUAUCCUCGCCUUCUGGGUGUACGCCAUUAUGUCGGAUAAGCUUAGGACCCGUGUUCCUGCUUCGAUUGCCAUUGGAUGCACCUUCAUCCUUGGAGCCGCACUGCUGUACUCAAAACACAUUUCCUAUGGCGGAAAGCUGACUGCUUUCUAUCUCCUGGGAACUUGCUUGUCUCCUCAGGCAUUGUGGUACUCGUGGGCCAAUGAUCUGACACGUGAUCACUUUGAGCUCCGUAUAUUCCUCAACGGUUCUAUGAACACUAUUAUGGAGGCAUUCAUUGCUUGGUGGCCGCUAGUAUUUUACCCAGCCGACUCCAAGAAUUUCAACCGCGGCUUUAUCUCCACCAUGGUCAUCGGUGGGCUCAUUAUCAUUGUCGUGCUGAUCAUCUGGAUGCUAGAGCGGAGGCAGCUUGCACAGGAAGCGCUCGCUGAAAGGAACGUGCUUGAAGGAUUUGGCGGGAAAUAUGACGAGAAAGAGGCCGUCCGUGAUGAGAUCACACCUUCCAAGGAAGCGUAA